This is a messenger RNA of Rasamsonia emersonii CBS 393.64, 1620 nucleotides long. Its product is annotated as MFS sugar transporter. Gene Ontology annotation, cellular component: membrane. NCBI's taxonomy places the organism in Eukaryota, Fungi, Ascomycota, Eurotiomycetes, Eurotiales, Trichocomaceae. The coding region runs from base 1 to 1620 and encodes 539 amino acids. Gene Ontology annotation, molecular function: carbohydrate:proton symporter activity. Gene Ontology annotation, biological process: carbohydrate transport; transmembrane transport. The record is from RefSeq and is a predicted model, not a curated record. The transcript is spliced from 9 exons.
AUGGCGCUGGGUCUGUACGACGCAGUGCGCGGUACGGAGUACGGAAGGGACGCUGAGAACCGGAAAAUGGGAGACUUUGGGACUCAGACCAGCUUCUACAGCAGGCUGGUCAUCGUCUUCGUGGCAAUUGGGUCUCUGACCUACGGUUACUGCGCGUCGAUUAUCAGCAGCACCAUCGGCCAGCCGGGCUGGUAUUCGUACUUCCAUCUUCCUCAGGAGGGCGAACCCGGAUAUGCGUCAAUCACCACACCGGCCAUUGCAACUGCCAAUGGCGUCUUCAGCGCUGGUGGCGCCGUGGGCUCGCUGUUGAUCAUGUGGUCCUGCGACUACUUUGGGCGCAAGGUCAACAUCCAGCUGGGCGCGUUUUUCAGUGUUCUAGGGGGAGCGCUCCAGGGAGGUGCAGAGAAUCUGAAGAUGUUCCAUGCUGGGCGGUUCAUUUGCGGGCUGGGCAUUGGAAUCCUCGUCACUGUCUGUCCGAUGUAUCUGUCCGAGUUAUCGAGUCCCUACCGACGCGGCUGGCUGGUCGGGCAUCAUGCCAUCUUCCUCGUCUUUGGCUACAUGCUGUCCAGCUGGGUGGGCUUUGGAUGCUACUUCGCGGAGACCACAAUGCCUUCAUUUGGCUGGCGAUUCCCCCUUGCGCUGCAGUGCUUUCCGCCUCUCGUCCUGCUGCUGGGAUCUCCGUGGCUGCCGCGCUCCCCUCGGUGGCUGAUCUCCAAAGGCAAGAUGGACGAGGCGCAGAAGGUGUUGAAGCGGCUGCGCAAGUCCCCCGACGAUCCCAACGACCUGGUGGCCAAAGAGGAGUUCUACCAGACCAAGGAGCAGCUUCGACUGGAGGCGCAGAAGCUGGCUGCAACCGGCCACAGCGUUUGGACGGCCGUGUGGAAGAUCAAGUCGUACAGAAAGCGAAUGAUCAUUGGCUUUUUGACGCAGUGGGGAGCCGAGUUUGGUGGGCCACUGAUUAUUAACAACUACGCCGUGCUCCUGUACACCAACCUCGGGAUGACGGGCAGCAUGCCGCUGCUUUUGAGUGCGCUCUGGCUUACUACGGCUGGUCUCAUCUACAAUCCGCUUGGGUCCUGGCUGCACGACAAGGUGAAUUCUCGCCGAGGCAUGUUCAUGACUGAUUUUGUUGGGAUCAUCGUGACGACCUCCUGUCUUGCCGCGAUGACAGCCGAGUAUGCCGGCACGAAGAAUCGGGCAGGUAACGCGAUGGGCAUUUUCUUCAUCUUCCUCUACCUGGCUUUCCAGGGCACCUGCUGCGACACGACCAUGUAUCUCUACGUGUCAGAGAUUUUCCCCACGGAGAUCCGGCCGAUUGGGAUGGGAUUCUCUCUAUUUGGGCAGUUUGCAGCAACUAUCAUCCUCCUGCAGACAGCGCCCAUUGGCUUCAACAACGUAGGCUGGAAGUACUACCUAGUCAUCAUCUGCUGGUCUGUCGUUUUUCUGCCAGUGAUCUACUUCUUCUUCCCCGAAACCGCCCGCCUGAGCCUGGAGGAAAUCGCAAAGAAGUUUGGUGAAGACGUCGCCGUCCACGUCACUGACGCGACUGAGGAGGAAAGACGGGAGCUGGAGAAGCAGCUAGCCGAGUCGUCCGACGGGCCGAGUGAGGAGGCUGUUUAA